Molecule: messenger RNA, 1263 nt
Organism: Mya arenaria
Lineage: Eukaryota; Metazoa; Mollusca; Bivalvia; Myida; Myidae
Exons: 8
Coding region: 194-943 (249 amino acids)
Source: RefSeq, a predicted model, not a curated record
CAGGCUUCCACAAUGGAUAAUAAAAGGAGUUGAAUUUGCCGUUCGCUUUACUGCUCUGUUUGGUCACAUAUGGGCUGCCACAAACCAGUAUGGAACCAUCUCAGUAGUGGGACCAGCUUUUUUAAACAGGGAGGUAACACUUAAAGCGACACCGCUCUACCCUUGGGGAUGUGAUGUAAUAUGGAGGUACAUUAUGGACGGGACCACACACUUUCAAACUACGCAUCGUCGUGCAUUUACUACAAGAUAUUUGAAAGAUGGGUCAUUCUUUUUAAAUUGGACGGCUACAAUUCAAUACAACAGAUCUAGAUUCUACGCCAGUUGUGCAAGAAACCAAACGAUUAAAACAGGCAUGGUAUCUUUGAAUUUAACAGAAAUCGUUGGAAAAUGCGGUGCUCUCGUGCUUCUAAACCAGGUUACUCGCGGUGCGGAAAUUAAACUAGGAUACUUUCCAUCCACCUUUUCUUUAGUGCAUGAAACAUACACAAUACAAACAUGGACAAAAACCAAUCAAGAUAUUCAUCUACGAGAAGGUUAUUACGAAGAGGAAAACGUUUCUGAAUACUUGUACAUAUUAACUAUAUUUAACUUCGAUAAAAGUGAUGAGGGAACGUAUAGAUUAACUUGCAAUGUUGCUGGUUAUACGAACUCAGUGCAACUCCAAAUUCUAGGUAGUCGAUCCCAGGAAAAUAACAUUCAGACGUUGUCUUCAUUGCUAAGAUUUCCUGUCAACAAUCUACUUAUUGGAACGGGUAUUUUCUGUGGAAUCUGCAUUCUGGUUGUAAUCGGAGGAUGUUUACGUCUUCAACGGCGAAAGGUCAACACAGUCAAUACAAUAGAGAUCAUUGAACAUCACAGUGGCGCCUUGUCAGAAAACGACUUGCCACACAUAACAACGCAAGGAGUCCAGUACGCAGUAGUGCAGAGGCCGGCAGUCAUAUAGAGGACUGUAACGCAGCAACCACAUGAAGACAACAGCCUAACGUACGCCGAGUUGGACAUCAAGUUCUUAGAGGAAGCUAACGCCAGAGUUCCAGCAAGGAGGAACAACACGCCGACAGAAUAUCGAUAUUGAUUUCUGCUCACCACCGGGACCCACUUUAGGAGAUUCUGUGUACCACACUGAAUCCGACUACAGCUAGAUGAAAUACAGAAAUAUCGAACCAGAUAUUGAUCGCCAUUGGAUUGUUUAUCUUUUGCGAUCCCUACGGUUAUGUUUGAUGUGUUUUUGGCAUGCCUAUCGUCGACAAAUGUAGUGUUAUC